GGAACCUUGGCGCGGUGACGCUAGUUUCCGGCGGGUUACUUAGAGCGCCGAACAGCUCUGGGCCAAAGGAACAUGAGAGGGCCGGAGCCGGGUCCCGAACCAACGAUGGAGGGAGACGUGCUGGACACACUGGAGGCGCUGGGGUAUAAAGGACCAUUGUUAGAAGAGCAAGCCCUUACGAAGGCAGCAGAGGGUGGAUUAUCUUCACCUGAAUUUUCAGAGCUCUGUAUUUGGUUAGGCUCUCAAAUAAAAUCAUUAUGCAACUUGGAAGAAAGUAUCACGUCUGCUGGAAGAGAUGAUCUAGAGAGCUUCCAGCUUGAGAUAAGUGGCUUUUUAAAAGAAAUGGCAUGUCCAUAUUCUGUACUCAUAUCAGGAGAUAUUAAAGAUCGUUUAAAAAAGAAGGAGGACUGUUUGAAACUUCUAUUAUUUUUAAGUACAGAACUUCAAGCUUCACAGAUACUACAGAACAAGAAACAUAAAAAUUCUCAAUUAGAUAAAAAUAGUGACAUUUAUCAGGAAGUUCAAGCUAUGUUUGAUACACUUGGUAUACCCAAGUCAACAACUUCUGACAUUCCGCAUAUGCUAAACCAAGUGGAAUCAAAGGUGAAAGAUAUUCUCUCAAAGGUCCAGAAAAAUCAUGUGGGAAAACCACUGCUGAAAAUUGAUUUAACUUCAGAACAGGCGGAACAACUUGAAAGAAUAAAUGAUGCUCUUUCCUGUGAAUAUGAGUGCCGCCGGCGAAUGUUAAUGAAACGAUUAGAUGUGACUGUACAGUCCUUUGGAUGGUCUGAUAGAGCAAAGGUAAAAACAGAUGAUAUAGCAAGAAUUUAUCAGCCUAAACGUUAUGCUUUGUCACCCAAGACAACAGUUACAAUGGCACAUCUACUUGCUGCUCGUGAAGAUCUAUCCAAGAUCAUUAGGACAAGUAGUGGCACCAGCCGGGAGAAGACCGCAUGUGCCAUCAAUAAGGUGCUGAUGGGAAGGGUGCCUGACAGGGGAGGCCGGCCGAAUGAAAUUGAACCACCACCCCCAGAAAUGCCCCCUUGGCAAAAGAGACAAGAAGGCGGCGGUGGAAGGGGUGGUUGGGGUGGUGGUGGUGGAGGUGGUGGUAGAGGAGGUGGUGGGGGUGGGGGUGGAAGAGGUGGCUGGGGGGGUGGAGGAGGCUGGGGAGGUGGUGGGGGAGGGGGAGGGGGAGGAGGGUGGGGGGGAGGAGGAGGAGGUGGUAGAGGAGGUUUCCAAGGCAGGGGAGAUUAUGGUGGAAGAGGGGGUUAUGGUGGAAGAGGGGGCUAUGGUGGAAGAGGCUACGGAGAUCCAUAUGGAGGAGGAGGUGGUGGUGGUGGUGGUGGAUAUAGAAGAUACUAAAAACUACAAAAAUCAGAUAGCAGUGCUUGCUUCUUUAUAGAUACAUUAGACAUAGUGUUCUAAAUAACAUACUUGAAUAUCAUCUUUGAAGUAAACACCAUGUUAGACUCCCUGGUGAUACCAUUCUUGAAUUGUUAAUAUGUAAGAACAUUGUUUUUUACUACCAGUUGAUCUCUCAAAUGAAGUGAAGACUUUUUCCAUAUUCUAUGUACCCUUGAGCAUGUUGUGUCUUUUUAAAAAACAAAAGAACAAAAAUUAUUUUUUAAAAUGUAAAUAAUACCAUCAAACUUGGAAAAUGGAAAGUAUUUUAUUGUCAUGAUUGAAUUUAGAUUGUUACCUGUAUUUUGUUCAGGUUUAGACAUAUAAAUGACCCCACCUGUAAUGGAAAGGAAUAUAGACCCUUGCCUCACCUUUAUUGCUGUGGAUGUGUUUUGUGGGUUUUUCAUUUGAUUUUACAAAAUAGGGAAAGGCACUUCCAGUUGUAUUUAGUAGGCAGUUGUUGUGAAUCAUUUUUAUCUCUUAUAGGAGGAGAUUCCUCUCUAGCCGUGUUUCUGUUAAAGUUUCACUAAUUGAAGCCCAAGUUUUUUACUGUACAUACUUAUUUUCUAAUUGGAUUUGAAAUCUGCAUGAUUUUGUUUUACAAAGCAAAGUUUUAAGAUUGAGGUCAGAAAUACUUUAAUGGAGCAAAGAUACAUACCAGCUUCACAUGAUGGUGUGAGAAAUAGUCCUAUAAACUGGUCUCUUCAUCAUAUAUGCUCUCACUUUUGAUAUCCAAAUAUUAAAAGACAGGCUGACCUGUAUCACACAGAAUUAAGGCAGUAAUUUCCUGCUUCAGUAGAUCAAGGGUAGGGCUAAGGCAUCCCUUGGUAAUUCUGAUUCACAGCUAGAUUUGGGAAACACAAAGUUAGGGAAUGGCUAUAUGUGGUUUGCUAGUUGGAGCAGUCAAUGUCUUAGCUAUCAAGAGUUGUGAAUCUGAAUCAUGGCACUAGGUCAGGGGUGCUGUGGAUUGAAAUGACCUUAGUUCUCAAGGAGUGAUUUGUCCUCAUUUGUCAAAUGAGGAAUGAGACACUUAGCGUCAUCUCGGGUUGUUUCAUAAAGACCUAAGUACAAAUACAAUUUGUUAAAAACGUAUAGAGGGCCUAUUUGAAUGCCUUAAGAUGUAGGGCAAGUAAUGUAUUUUUCUCUUAGUGUAGAGAGUUAGAGAAAAAGAGCUGGUCCCGUAAAUUUUUUCAAUCUCAGUGUAAAAUCUGUAUCGCAUUGUAGGCUUCUGGUCAAUACCUGUGCAUAACAACUUAAUGUGAUCCAACCAACUCAACUGAUAGAAAGCUGAAUUGUUCCCAGUGGACAAGUGGUAUUUGAUGUUUAGCAAGUUUUUUUGUUGUUAUUUUUUUUGGUAAACUCUGUGGUAAAAUCUAAAAUAAUGUUAAAACCUUAAAAGUAACUAUUGAAUAUUCUGUAAUCUUAGACAUGUAUUUUUCAAGCUAACCCUCUGAAGAAAUGUGUUUAAGGUAGGAAAAUAUAAAAUUUUUUGGUUAUUU
Messenger RNA from Macaca mulatta (Rhesus monkey), 2900 nucleotides. RefSeq names its product family with sequence similarity 98 member B (gene TSLIG3B). Gene Ontology annotation, cellular component: tRNA-splicing ligase complex. The record is from RefSeq and is a predicted model, not a curated record. NCBI's taxonomy places the organism in Eukaryota, Metazoa, Chordata, Mammalia, Primates, Cercopithecidae.